CUCUCAAUAGUCAAGUAAAGCCAGCCACGCGAUUGCUUAUUUUUGUAGGAAGAAGAUAAACUAACAUAACAUUGUGGUGAAAUAAGUGGGUUUAACCUCUAAUAUCGGGUGAUAUAGAAAAAAAUUUCUAUUAAACAAGUUGAUUGUUACAGCUAAUUUGUUUAUACAAUAAUGACUCGUAAUAAUGUAUCAAAAGACAAGAGCCUGCACCAAACUCAAGAUAUAUCUUUUAGUCAGAAUGAAUGCAUGGUAAUGUUUAAUUCUCCAAUCAUUUCAAACAUUUAAAAAAAUAUUUAUUUCAAAUUUGUUUACUUAGCAAGUGCGUGGCUAUAAAAAGAGUUGGCCAAAGACUUACCUGAUUUAUUUAGCAUACAUAUUAACGAUUGGUGGUUUACGACUAAUUUUUCAUUGGUAUCCACAUAUUCAUCUUUAUGCAACACAUAAAAAAUGUUCUCUUGCCGAGGCUACAAAUAUUCUCAUCGUUGUAAGUUUUCUCGUAGAAAAACAUAAUUCAGCUGAUAAAUUUAUGAAAAAUAUCUCAAAAAUUUUAACGAAUUAGUAGAUUGAUUAUCAAGGCAAAUAUCAAUCUUACUUUGUCAAAGCUGUUAAAAAUCUUUCCACUAAGAAUUGGCGAGUAAACAAAUUAUUCACUAUACAAAGCGACCGUGAAUUAGAUUUACUGAAUAAGUUGACAGAUGUUAAUCUGAAAAUGAACUUGGAAAACGGCACAAAAAUAGAAUCAGAAGAAUUCCGUGUAUUUUGGUGUAAAAAAGAAUGCUACGUUUGGGACGUUAAGAACAAUGAAUUUUCCAAACUUACAAGCUUAAAAAACGUGACUUAUUGCUCGGAUCUAAAUGUCAACAACAAGGGACUCUCGAAAGAACAACAAAUUUUAAGGCGAAUUAUCCAUGGAAACAAUGAGAUUCAUAUUCCGGUAAAACCCUUAGCAACGUUAUUUGCUCAAGAAGUAUUAAAUCCUUUUUGUGUUUUUCAAUUAUUUGCAAUAAUAUUGUGGCUUUUCGAAAGUUAUUAUUACUACACGAUAGUACUGUUAAUUAUAAUUUCGUGGAACGUUUUAUAUUCAGCGUUGCAGACGAGAAAGAAUCAGAUUAGUUUGCGUAAUACCAUGGCUUCAACGGAAACGGUCAGAGUAGUGCGAAACAAUGGAAUGUUUGAGAGCAUUUCCAGUGUGCAAUUGGUCCCAGGUGACAUAAUAGAAUUGCCAAGGCAAAGAGGAACGAUCAUUUGCGACGCAAUACUUUUAGAUGGUACUUGCGUUGUUAAUGAAGCCGAACUCACUGGGGAAUCAGUUCCUGUUGUUAAAAAUCCUUUGCCGUGUGAAGAUGUUUUGUAUAAUUCCAAAUUACACUCGUAUAAUACUUUAUUUUGCGGUACUACCAUUAUUCAAAGUAGAAAUUACGAAGAUAGACCAGUAUUAGCGAAAGUCAUAAAAACCGGUUUGCAAACUGCCAAAGGGACAUUAGUCAUCUCUAUACUUUACCCGCCUCAAAGUGACUUCAAAUUCAAAGAAGACAUGAGAAAAAUCAUGACGAUACUUUGUGUGAUAGGUUUAUUUCAAAUAAUUUACACAGCGUUUGUACUUAGUGAAAAUGAAAUUUAUCGUCGAGUCCCACAAUUCAUCGUAUUAACCACUUUGUCAGAAAUCACACUUGUCUUGCCAGCUUCUCUUCCUGUCGUUAUGAUGGUAGGAGUAUCUUACGCCCGUAGUAGAUUGAAAAAGAAACAUAUUUACUGCACCGAUACCAAAGCAAUAAUCACGUCUGGAAGCGUCAACUGUAUAUGUUUUGAUAAGACCGGCACAUUAACAGAGGAUGGUUUGAGCAUCAUGGGAAUUAUACCAAGCACUCACCGGAUGCUUGGCUAUCUCGAGAAAGAUCUGACGAAACUCAAGAAUCAUCCAAUAUUUCAAGGAAUGCUUGUGUGUCAUAGUCUUGUACACGUUGACGGAGAACUAAUGGGCGAUGUUCUUGACUUAGGCAUAUUCAAGAGCACCGGUUGGCAACUAGCAGAGCCGGAAAAAAUUCAAGAAAAAUUAGUAACAACAAUUAAAUCCCCGGACAACAAUGAAAAAAUCUAUACCAUCAAACAAUAUCAGUUUUCAAGUGAUCUUCAACGAAUGUCUACUAUUGUAAAAUCACCCUAUUCCAAUGAUUUAAAUAUCUACGUAAAAGGGUCACCGGAGAUGAUACUUAAGUUAAGCAAACCUAGUAGCUGUCCGCAAGAUGCAUUUUAUGUGUUACAAAAAUAUACGCAGCAGGGGUUUAGAGUUAUUGCUUUUGGAUGCUCAAAACUUGACGUUGGCUGUGAACAAAAGAUCGAAGCUUUACCAAGAGAGGAAGUUGAAAAAAAUCUGGAAUUCUUGGGAUUCAUUCUAUUUGAAAACAAAUUGAAAAGUGUUACUAAACGUAUUAUCCAAGAAUUAAGAGAUUGCAAUAUGCGUGUUAUCAUGAUUACAGGUGACAACAUUCAAACUGCUAUAUCAGUAGCAAAAGAAUGCGGAAUCGUAUCGCAAGAAGAACGCAUAUUAAACGUUUUGAUGCAAACAAACAAUUCAAACUCUACCAAAAUAUUUUUCAAGAGUAAUAAUCCUAUCAAAAUUAAUCCUAAAUCGAAUCGAAUUAAAUUCGCCAUUACAGGAGAUAUCUGGCAAUUUUUGUGCAAGAACGACGCAAAGUUACUGGCUGAAAUUUGUCAAAGAGGAGCUGUUUUUGCAAGAAUGACUAGUAAUCAAAAGCAACAACUUAUUCUCGAGCUAAUGCAAUUAGGCUACAACGUAGCAAUGUGCGGUGACGGAGCAAACGAUUGCGAAGCUUUGAAAGCAGCCCACGUUGGUAUUUCAUUGUCCGAGGCAGAAUCAAGUGUAGCAAGUCCAUUCGUUUCUCUAACUUCAGAUAUAAGUUGCGUAACAACAUUGAUUAGAGAAGGUCGUGCAGCAUUGGUCACUUCAUUUAGUAACUUUGAGUUUACUAUCACCUAUGCGCUCGUCGAGUCCAUUUCAACUUUGAUACUAUUCUGGAUCGGUUCGUGUCCCACCAAUUGGCAAUUCAUGUACAUUGAUUUCUUUCUCGGUCUCCUGUUUGGACUCCUUUUUGGUAAUACUAAAACAUACGAAGGAAAAUUUGCUAAAGAACCACCAACUUCGUGUCUCUUCAGUGUUGGGCCUUUAUUAUCGGUCGGCUCACAUCUUUUUGUUUACGGAGUUUUCCAGCUGUCUGUAUUUAUAGCAGUUAGACAUCAAGAUUGGUAUACGCCAUUCGUAAAAAACGACCGAUUAGAUUUCAGAUGUUAUGAGAACUACUCUGUAGUAUCGCUAUCUUAUUUCCAAUACAUCAUAAUAGCUAUAUCGUUUUCACGUGGGGAACCUUACAGAAAGCCUAUAUACACGAAUCAUUUACUCAUGAUUGCUUUACUGAUUACCGCGUUAGGCAAUAUUUAUUUAACUCUUUGGCCAGAUCCAUGGAUUAUUGAUUUAUUUGAGUUGCGAAUGCCACCUGAAAUGAAAUGGCGAUACAUCAUUGUUGGUCUAGCAUUCUUGAACUUCGCCGUAUGCUUGUGGAUGGAUGAGAUCGUCAUCAAAAAAUUGCAAGGAAAAAUUGAACGCAUAAUCAAAAGAAUGCAUCGACAGAAUCAAGUUGAACCGAAGAUAAAUCAUCAAUUAUCGAUUAUUGGUAAAGAAUCAAUUGAUUUGGACAAACCAAACAACGAAGUUCCAAAAAUUCGACAUAGUUAUGCUGGCAGACAAACUGCGACAUUUGAAAACCGAGCUUUCUUAAAUGAUGUCCGAAUAAAAAUAUAAUAUAAUACAAACAGACAAAUAUGACCAUAAAAAUAUAAAGUGUAAUAGUCAAACUAACAAAUCUUUAUAAGAGUUGAAGGAUGUCUGUAUAAGGAGAUCUUCGCUCGAGAAGUGUCAGAUAUACUUUUGAUGAACUAGAUGAGAUCAGUGUAAUGGUCGGCAGUUGGUGAUAUGAGAGUUACGUGGACAAUAUAUAUAAAUUAAGCGGAAACGAGUGACAUGCCUUUUCCCCACAUUUUGAUUAUUGAAAUUUAUUUCAUAUGAUGAUAUGUGCAUGAAUAUUUUUUUCAAUUUUGUAGAUCAUUAAACUUUUUAUUACAUACUUAUCACGUUUACCGAGCAUUCAAUAAAAUAAUUCUAUUUGCAACAUUGUACAAUUAACAACAGAAUAAAUG
This is a messenger RNA of Phymastichus coffea, 4212 nucleotides long. RefSeq names its product probable cation-transporting ATPase W08D2.5. The transcript is spliced from 17 exons. The coding region runs from base 710 to 3817 and encodes 1035 amino acids. The record is from RefSeq and is a predicted model, not a curated record. Gene Ontology annotation, molecular function: polyamine transmembrane transporter activity; ATP hydrolysis activity; P-type transmembrane transporter activity. NCBI's taxonomy places the organism in Eukaryota, Metazoa, Arthropoda, Insecta, Hymenoptera, Eulophidae. Gene Ontology annotation, cellular component: membrane. Gene Ontology annotation, biological process: polyamine transmembrane transport; intracellular calcium ion homeostasis.